AUGUCAAAGGCUCAAAGCAAUUCAGCCGAAAUUCUAAUAACAAGUUUAGAAAAAAAAUUAGAAUUUAAACUCGUUGAGUAUUCAACCAGUAUUGCUAGAUGGUUGGAAGGUAUCAACGAUAGACACUAUAAAAACAGUGAAUUAGGAAAAUUAAUACGAUAUGAAGAAAUUAAGCCCAAAUUAGAUGGAAAUGAUAUCGAAGCCCGCGCUUCGAAGAAACUCACUAUGGCGAUGCUACCAAUCAUCUUCCACGUAGGAGCCAUGACCACGUGGAUGGUGGUGACCACAAUUUUGGCCGCGAAAUCUGUGGCCAUUGGACUGAUACUACUUGUAUUUAAAAUUGCUGUCAGCAGUGCAAAGAUUUCUUCAUUCUUUACGGCGUGGAAAGUAAAGAAUCAUCACGAAGAGAUGUCAUGGUAUCCCCAUCAUGACCACCACGAACACAACGAUCCCUACUAUUAUCCACAGAAACCAACCUGGAACGAUUAUAAGGCCAUACCGCUUGAACACGAGCUGGUGUACGGUGAAAGCAAGAAUGUGGAAAACAAACCUACAUUU
This is a messenger RNA of Brenthis ino (lesser marbled fritillary), 558 nucleotides long. NCBI's taxonomy places the organism in Eukaryota, Metazoa, Arthropoda, Insecta, Lepidoptera, Nymphalidae. The record is from the annotation of a GenBank genome assembly.